Molecule: messenger RNA, 2939 nt
Organism: Coregonus clupeaformis (lake whitefish)
Lineage: Eukaryota; Metazoa; Chordata; Actinopteri; Salmoniformes; Salmonidae
Product: collagen alpha-1(XXIII) chain-like
Exons: 30
Coding region: 201-1904 (567 amino acids)
Source: RefSeq, a predicted model, not a curated record
GGCUGUUGCGACCUUCCAUGUAUUCACAGUUGCGCAGAGAUUAAACAUUCAUUCUAGUGAUGGAUCCGCUACAGUAACAAACCCGGAUUACAACAAUCGAAAUAUUUCUAACAGGAAAUUUGACAUACUGGAAAAGAGCCUAAAAUUAAAUAACUGAUUUUUUUGCAGUUUCAACAAAUAGUUUGACUGCAGAAUCCAGGAUGGGAUCCCCCGCAAAAUCUGAUGAAAAGACCAUGGAAUCUAUCAACAACAACAGCCACAAAUCCAAUUUUUCACAUUGUUUAGGCGGGCUGCCAACCCUCUUUUGCAUCAUGUUGUCGGUGUGUUCUAUGGCGUUUUGUUUUUUGGUAAACUUCAGGACAUCUCACCUGGAGUACAGAGUGCAGACUUUGGAGAUGGAGAGAAUGUCCCUGCUCCCUUCCGAUGAGAAUGGAACAGUACCUUGUCUUCAGGAUAUCAUUGAAAAACUUGUGCGCGAGAGACUGACCGUAGCGCUGCCCAAACUUCGCAAUGCCAGGGAGGUCAUUCAAGAGUGCUCCUGUCCUCCAGGGCCUCCAGGAAAACGGGGAAGGAUGGGAAGACGAGGCGACCCUGGAUCUCCAGGCACGCCUGGACGGGAUGGUUACCCGGGCCCACUUGGGAUGGAUGGGAAGCCUGGUGCUCCUGGUCCUAUGGGAAGCCAGGGACUGCCUGGGCCAAAAGGAGAGCAGGGAGAACAAGGAGAUAUGGGGCCAAGGAUGGUCUUCCCGCGCUUCGACCACGGCUUUCUCUCUGGCGACCAGCACACUUUUCACAAACGCCUCCUGAAGGGUGACCAGGGUCAGGCUGGUCCCCCUGGACCCCCGGGGCCCCCUGGAUCACCAGGUCCCAGAGGACCCCCUGGGAACACUGGGAAGGAUGGGCCCAGAGGACCCACUGGAGAGCAGGGUCCACCUGGUCAAGAUGGAAUCGAUGGAUUAGAGGGACCAAUGGGUCCUCCUGGACGAAAGGGUGAGGAUGGACAGCAUGGCAUGCCUGGAUCACAGGGGUCUCCAGGGUUAAAGGGGGAGCAGGGGCCUGCUGGUGACCAGGGCAGGACUGGCCUUGAUGGACUACCAGGGAUGAAGUGCUCACCGGGAGAGAAGGCUGUUCCUGGCUCCUAUGACAUCGGCCUUGGCCAAGUCGUUCAGGGUCCCCCAGGGCCCCCAGGGCCCCCAGGAGGCCAAGGGUCAAAGGGAGAGUCAGGCUCACCUGGUGCACCUGGAGCUGAUGGGGAUAAGGGAGCCAAAGGGGAUAGAGGUGAUGAUGGGAUGCCUGGAGUGGCAGGGGAGAAGGGAGAGCGAGGCCUGAUGGGCCAAACUGGGCUUGCGGGAGCUGACGGAAAAAAAGGAGAGAGAGGGGAUUCAAGGUUUGAGGACGGUCUGGCCCAUAGGAUCUCUAUCUCGGGCCCUCCAGGGCCUCCCGGGCCCCAGGGUUACCCUGGCCACAUGGGACAUGAUGGAAUGCCUGGCCCCAAGGGGGAACCAGGUGAGAGAGUGAAAGGAGAUAAGGGGGAUGCAGGUGACAGAGGUCCUCCUGGGUUAAGGGGUAUCCAGGGUCUUCCAGGUUCUACAGGAUUGAUUGGUCUCCCUGGCACCAAAGGGGGAAAGGGAGAGCAAGGAUUGCCGGGAUUAGAUGGUUUCCCCGGGCUGAUGGGAGAAAAGGGGGAGAGAGGGGGCAGAGGAGACAAGGGUGACAGGGGGAUGCUGGGAAAGAAGGGACUGAAAGGACAGAAGGGCGAGCAGGGCCCCCCUGGACUGGACCAGCCCUGUCCUGUGGGCACCAAUGGGUGUAAAGAACACCCUGGGGAGGCGGGGCAAUCCUCAGGCGCCCCUUGCCCCCUGGGUCGGGAUGGAUUACCCAUACCCGGAUGUUGGCAUAAGUGAUGACCAACCUGGGACAUGUGAUCUGUACAUAUUGAUAUAUAUUUGUCAAAUAAAACUCAAGUGUUGUUUUUUUUUGUUGCCAAUUCCUAUUUAAUAAUAUUGAGUUUUUCGUAUUGGAAUUUGAAUUGUGGGUCUAUCACAAUCAAUAUUUUGUACUUUUUGCAUAUGAAAAGAAAAAGUUUUAUUUUAAUUUUUUUAGUUUAGAGAUUACUUAGAAGGAUAUCAUGCACACAAAGAGAGGAGACUGGUUACAAACAGAAAGGAGCAGCAAAUGCACUCAACACUUACCGGAUGGACAAAUGUUGCUGAUUUUAUCUCAUCGGGGAGAAAUUAGGGUUUUAACCAGAAAUAAAUAAUUGAUUCUGACUAAAAGGCUCACUAGUGUUCCCACAUGGAGAUACAGUAUUGGAGUGUACACCACAGCCUGCACCUUGCAAACAAAUCUACCCCAUCAUGCCAGUCCUCACGGCAGGGGCCUAUCCCAACCUUAGGAGAGAGGUAUGGGGAGGCACAGAGGAUGGCCCUCACUGUGGAAUAGGAGCCACACAGACUCACUGGGCUGGACAGAGACAGAUGGCUAGACCAGCAUGGAGGAAAUAUGGAUUUCACUCUUCAGAUGGUACCCAACUUGUACUGGAGGGACUUGAUUCAAACACCAGAUCCCUCACACAACAAACUACAGACACACACUAGCUUGGAUUAAUGGACCUAUUUCGAGUCAUUCUAAAUCGCAUAUCAGUGUGUUAUUCAUUACAUGAGGUUGUGUGUCUUUGUCAUAAUGUGUGAAAAAACUAAACAGAUCUGAAAUGAACAAAUGUUUUAAUACCAUGAUCUUUCGGUGGCUUUUUAGAUUUAACCUUUGUCUGUAGUCGUUUUCUUCAAUGUGUUUAAUGUUUAGAUCAAUAUUGGUUUAAAACGUUUUAGAAUGUUUAUGAUGGUUUCAAAGUUGUUGCUGAGUUGUUGCAUCAAAUGCUCUAACCAGUUCAUCGACACAGAACACUGUAAGACUUUGUAAAUAAAUGUGUUCAUACUUAA